AUGAUGAAGUAUUUGCUCUCACGUCCUCUAAUAAACAAAGACCAAGCCAAUCUGUCAAAACACGAUGCCUCGUUUUUAAAGGGCAUUCCCCCUUCUCUCUCUUCCUUCCCUCUUUCUUAAUUAUCUUAAUUCCCUUCAAUUCUGGUAAUCUAGCUAACCCUUUUCCAUUUUCCACCGUCGCCACCUUCUAGGUGGUAUCAAGGGUCAAUAUCAAAUCACACACAGCACAGUUACUAGCUACCUCCAAAUCCCAAGAAAUGGAUAGUAAGUUCAGCAACAACCGCAAACCAUCCUAUACCAUCAACGAACAAGAAGACACUGAUGCAUCUCAAGAAAACAAUAUUGCAGACUCCCCUCCCUCUUCCACUGUGCUCAACAUCGAUGGCUUAGUCACCUCCCCCACUUCUUCAUCAAAGAGAAGGAGGGCAAUACAGAAAAGGGUAGUGCAAAUCCCAAUCAAGGAGACAGAAGGGUGUAGGCUAAAAGGAGAAAGCAACACCCCACCCUCGGAUUCAUGGGCAUGGAGAAAGUAUGGGCAGAAACCCAUCAAAGGUUCCCCUUAUCCCAGAGGGUACUACAGGUGUAGCAGUUCGAAGGGGUGUCCGGCACGGAAACAAGUGGAAAGGAGCUGUGUGGACCCCACAAUGUUAGUCGUCACUUACUCUUCCGACCACAACCAUCCCUGGCCGCUUUCUAGGAACCAUACAAGGCCCACAAAGAAGCCCGAACCAGAACCAGAACCAGAACCAGAACCAGAACCAGAGCCUGAACCGGUUCUGGACCCGGUCGAACCGGAGGAGAAGUUCGCGGAUCUGGGAAGGGACGAUUCCAUGAUCAGCACAGCGGAUGAGAUGGGGUGGUUUGGGGAGAUGGAAACGACGUCGUCCACGGUUCUCGAAAGCCCUAUAAUGACCACGGGCUUUCAUGCUGACGUGGCACUGUUGCCGAUGAGGGAAGAGGACGAGUCGCUGUUCGCCGACCUAGGAGAGCUGCCGGAGUGCUCGGUGGUGUUCCGCCAGGGGAUGCUGGCGGAGCGCCGGCGGUACACGGCUCCCUGGUGUGGGACCACAAGUUGAGGCCCAAAAAGUCAAAAUAAGAAAAACAAGAACUGCCUGUUUGACACGUUCUUCGUGCGGCACAAGAAAAAGAUACCAUUUUUUUUUCUUUCUAGUUUCUAGAUUUCUGAUUUUCUUUUAUUUUUUUUUUCUCUUGUUAUUUACCUUGUUGAAAGUAGAAAAAUGAAAAGGAGAAAUAUUGAGAGCGUAAAUCGAGUGUCCUGGAUUUAUUUUAACUUAAAUAAAUAAUGAUCAUCAAAUUCAAGUUAUAAAUAUUUGGAUCGAUUGAGAACUUUA
This is a messenger RNA of Cajanus cajan (pigeon pea), 1352 nucleotides long. Its product is annotated as putative WRKY transcription factor 65. Gene Ontology annotation, biological process: regulation of DNA-templated transcription. The record is from RefSeq and is a predicted model, not a curated record. Lineage: Eukaryota; Viridiplantae; Streptophyta; Magnoliopsida; Fabales; Fabaceae. Gene Ontology annotation, cellular component: nucleus. Gene Ontology annotation, molecular function: transcription cis-regulatory region binding; DNA-binding transcription factor activity.